CUCAAAUCAAGAAUAGAGAAGAGGUUGGAAACACGCGAAACGAGGAGUCAGCACGGAGAACGAAGGAAGAUAAGGAAUCCAAACGAUUGGACAUAUUCGAGAUGGGACCCUCACCUUCCCAGCAGCAGAGAGAGGUGUAUCCAGAAUGGUGAAAGUUCUGGUGAAAAAAGGUGAUGAAACACAAUUUCUGUAUGAAACAUCGGUUGGUACAGAUAAUGUAGAGCUCACUCAACAGAUAACUUACAUCUAUAAUGGGAGGCUUAAAGUAAGCAGAAUUUGUUCAGAAUUGGAGGAAUUAUCGAAACAUGGUACUAUGCUACCUCCUGACAUGAUGGGCCUCACCGAUGAGCAGAUUGAAGAGUUGAAGUUGAAAGACGAGUGGGGGGAGAGAUGCGAGCCAAGUGGUGGCUGCACUGACAACAAAGAUCCGAUGGGUCGCCGAAACGGCAAGCAACCUUCCGAACACAUGCAACAACUCAUCAACAAGUCAGUUACAGAUGUCAAGGAGAUGUUGUCAAAGAAAAAGGCUGAUAAUGGAAUUUGCAUGACUUUGAAAACUGUGCAAGAAGCCUUGGAAAUUCUGCGUGGCACAGUCAUGAUUAUCUAUCCAAUGAAUCUCCCUCCUCAUGAUGUCAUUCGCCAAGAAUUUGAAAAUACUGAGGAUUUAUCUGGGACUCAGGCUUCACUGGAUGUAAUUGAUGUUGCUUCAGCUCAGCUCUGGUUCUCAGGUAAAGAGCUCGUGAGAAACAAGAAGCUUUGCAAUUUUGUUGGGAACAACUACACACCUUCAAGAGCGAAUAUAUCGGGAACUGUUGGAAGAAUCACAAAAUUCCACUAA
Molecule: messenger RNA, 838 nt
Organism: Nilaparvata lugens (brown planthopper)
Lineage: Eukaryota; Metazoa; Arthropoda; Insecta; Hemiptera; Delphacidae
Product: cilia- and flagella-associated protein 298
Exons: 5
Coding region: 146-838 (230 amino acids)
Biological process (GO): regulation of cilium movement
Source: RefSeq, a predicted model, not a curated record